AUGAUCAAAUUCACAAAUAUUCAGCCCAGGGACGAGAAACCGGAAAUUGGGAAUAGUCUGGCUAUCAAGCGCAACCAGCGUCAGAACUGGGAUCUGAUUGUGCUUCCAAGAAUAUCAACCGCAGGUGACAAGUGGGACAUAGAGACCCUGAUGUCGUACAUUCGCCACAUAGUGCUGAUAAAUAGAAUUUCAUUAAAGCCAUUUUUUGAGGAUUUCGACCAGCUUCGUAGUGGCCGGAUAACGCGAACUCAGUUCUACCGUUGCCUGGCUAAAGCCGGACUCUCUCGAAUUGAAUUGCAUCCACUAUCACCUGCUCAGAUGGAGCUGCUUUAUGCCAAAGGCCCAGCAAUAAUAUGA
Molecule: messenger RNA, 357 nt
Organism: Protopolystoma xenopodis
Lineage: Eukaryota; Metazoa; Platyhelminthes; Monogenea; Polystomatidea; Polystomatidae
Source: the annotation of a GenBank genome assembly